Leptosia nina is the source of this 1002-nucleotide messenger RNA. The record is from the annotation of a GenBank genome assembly. NCBI's taxonomy places the organism in Eukaryota, Metazoa, Arthropoda, Insecta, Lepidoptera, Pieridae.
AUGCUUCUAGUGUUUCUACUCACUUUGGGCUUCACACAAUGCGAGAUAGAUCGCCGCAUCAUUACCACAUUAAAAUACUCUAAACAUUACGUUAAGCCCUUUGUUGUGAAUGGAAAACCGGCGGUAGUCGGAGAAGUACCCUACCUAGUUUCUAUUAAGGAACCUUUCCGAAGACUAGGCCAUGGACGGGUAGUUUGGAAAAACCUAUGCGGCGGAAGCAUUAUAGACGAACUGCGCGUUCUAACAGCGGCACAUUGCUUCGAAGGCAACCACUUCUAUUACCAGAAACAUCCGGAGAUUCUACGCCUCGUUGCCGGCAACUUACGAACGGAUAUAACCCAUUCUGGACGAACCGAGACCACCAUCAUAAGCCAAUGGCGACGGAUAGACAACGUUAUCAUCCACAGAUCUUUCAACUUCCCAGAUAAUGAUAUAGCGCUAGUCUUCGUUGAUGUCAAAUGGAGUUUCAUACGGAACGUGGAUUAUAUAGUCCCGGCUAGUGUUAACACCGAUUAUCCACAGACUUGUAGAUCAGCUGGUUUCGGUCGAGUUGGGUAUAACUUGCGCGACGCUAUAUCCCCUACACUUCUUGUUGCUCCAAUAUUUAUACUGACUCGGUGGCACUGCGCGAAGUUGUGGGAAAUGGACAUGAAUUCGUUCAUAUGUUCAGACUCUUCAGUAACAGACAUUUCGAGAGGUGAUUCGGGUGGUCCUCUCGCUUGUAAAAGCACUUUGGAUCCCAAAGAGGAGUAUCAGAAGGAAUUGCUGGUGGGGGUAGUCAGCGGAAAGAAUUUCGACAAGACCUCUAUUUAUACACGCGUUUCGGCAUACCGUGAUUGGAUAGAUAGUAACGGUGACAUGCAACCUGGUUCUGGACGGUUCGAGUUCCAGCAGUGGGAUGCACUGUUAUCCCAUAUAGUUAGUACUUAUUGCCUUGUAUACAUACAAAACGUUUGCUAUACAAUUAUUUUCUUUAGAAGUUAUGACGUCCUACCAGAUUAA